AUGAGCGCAGGCAUAUACCAAAGUGGACAAGAUGAUAUGAAUAAAUCAAAUAUAUCAAAUGGAACUAUGAAUAAUAUGAUGAACGUUAAUAAUAAUUUUAAUUUUUCUUCAUUUAAUGAAAAUGACCUUCCAAGAUACGUGAAUGAAUUUAUUCAAAAAAUGAAUCAUCCUUAUAUUUGUAUGAUUCAUGUUCUUCCUAAAUUCUUCUCCAUAUUUAUUUAUUUCCUAGGCCCCUUUUUAUUUAGAAAUGAAAAGUCAAAAGAAUACGAUUUUAUUAUAACCUUUGCAAUUACAUUUUUUUUAGUGUCAUUGGACUUUUAUUUAGUUAAAAAUAUAACAGGAAGAUUUUUGGUAAGAAUGAUAUGGUGGAUAGACUCAGGUGAAGAUUAUUCUAACAAUGUAAUUUUUCAUUCAUUAGAAGAUAAAUCAACAAAUAGUAAUGAAAAAAAUGUUUUUUGGUUUUCUUUAUAUAUAUACGUUUUUAUUUGGCUAGUUCAAACUAUACAAAUGUUUAUAUCAUUUCAAGUAUGUUGGUUUUUAUUAUGCGUUUUAUGUUUCUUUUUAUCAUAUUAUAAUUUAUAUAAUUUUUGGAAAUGUUCAAAGGAACAACCGGAAAUUGUUACAGGAGUUUUAAAUAAAAUUAAUUUUAAUGCUAUAUUAAAAAAAUUAGUUAAUAAUAAAACAUACUACUAA
This is a messenger RNA of Plasmodium reichenowi, 693 nucleotides long. Its product is annotated as conserved protein, unknown function. The coding region runs from base 1 to 693 and encodes 230 amino acids. The record is from RefSeq and is a predicted model, not a curated record. The transcript is spliced from 3 exons. Gene Ontology annotation, biological process: protein secretion; vesicle-mediated transport. Gene Ontology annotation, cellular component: Golgi membrane. Lineage: Eukaryota; Apicomplexa; Aconoidasida; Haemosporida; Plasmodiidae.